Molecule: messenger RNA, 870 nt
Organism: Trichoderma gamsii
Lineage: Eukaryota; Fungi; Ascomycota; Sordariomycetes; Hypocreales; Hypocreaceae
Exons: 5
Coding region: 1-870 (289 amino acids)
Molecular function (GO): acetylpyruvate hydrolase activity
Source: RefSeq, a predicted model, not a curated record
AUGCCAUUCAAUCGUCUUGUCCGUUUCGUUCCUCGAGGGCAGCAAAACUCCAUUCUCAUUGGAGAGCCCUUAGACUUCGAUAUCGAUGUCGGCAAAGAAGUCAGAAAUGGCCACGAUGUUAAAGUAAAAGUUUUUAGUGGCACUUCGGUUUUGGAUGCUGGUUCAGAAACAGGUGUCAUCGAAUCUAUCGAUCGCAUUUUAUCCCCACUAGUCAUGUCUGAAGUUGGCACUAUUCGGUGCAUUGGUUUAAAUUACGCAAAGCAUGCGAAAGAGGCCAAUCUUGCACUACCUUCUGUACCAGUUGUAUUCCUAAAGCCAGCAACAUCUCUAGCUGACCCAUGGCCUGCCUCGACUAUUAUCCCUUCAUUCUCACUCGCCGACGACACGGCUGAUUAUGAGUCCGAGCUAUGCGUAGUAAUCGGCAAGGCUGCUAAAAAUGUGAGCGAAGAUGAUGCACUUUCCUACGUUCUGGGAUACACUGCAUCGAAUGACAUUUCGGCUCGAAAAAGCCAAUUUGAGCAAUCGCAGUGGUGUUUCAGUAAAGGCUUUGAUACGUCCUGCCCUAUCGGCCCUACACUAGUUUCUCCAUCUGUUAUACCAGAUCCAAGCAAACUUCACAUCCGUGGGCUCAAAAAUGGCAAGGUUAUGCAAGAUUCACCACUCAGUGAUUUGAUAUUCACCAUCCCCGCACUUGUCAGCUGGUUAUCUCGGGGAACAACGCUGCCUGCUGGUACAAUCAUCCUCACAGGAACGCCAUCGGGCAUUGGUAUGGCGAUGGAGCCAACUGAGUAUUUACAUGAAGGCGAUGAGUUUACAGUUGAGAUUCUGCCUCAUAUUGGGAGUCUCUAUUCUUCAAUUAAAAAUGAAUAG